CCCCCCAACCAAAACCAUCGCACGGCUCAAAAAAGCCAACACUUUGAUGAUGAACUUGAAGAUCAAUGCACUGAAGCAUUUCCCACUUGAUUAUGAAAAGUUGUUCUUGCACCGGUACUGGUUGCAAUUAGGCAAAUCUGUAUGGAGUUCAGUCUUUCUGAGCAGUUGGUCAUAACAAAAGAGAGCAGCUGUUAGCGGUGUAUUUUCCCAAGAAGACAGACUAUAUAUACUUUUUUUUACUAUUUUAUUUCUUUAACUUUGACUGAAGAGAGAAGAAGGCUGAACUCAAGCCAAUAGCUUUGCAGCUUUCGGCGCUCUUUCUCUCUCUUUCUCUUCAAGAUUUGUAUUGCCUUGCCUCUUGAUUCCUUUCUAACACUCCCUUUGUUCUAUUUUUAUGCUUAAAUUUGCAUUUAAGAUAGAUUAAAAUAACAUAUCCAUGUUUAUGUUUAUGUAUUCAGCGAGAACCAAGCAGAAAGACUUGUUUUUUUAACUCUCUAUCCACCUAAAUCUACAGCAACCCUUUUGGCUCUAUUGCUUUUCUUCGCCUUUCUUCUACGAGGUUACCCUUUUUCCUGUCUUCAAUUUGCCAAUUUUCUCUCUUGGCUCGCUCAGUUAUGUUAUGAGUCAACAUUAUAGAAGCUAAUUGAAGACACAAGCAACACCUGGUGGAGCUUGACUAUUGCCUCUUCUAUGCUUUCUAUUUUAACAGAAAACAUGGGCUUACUUUGCAGCAGAAACCGUCGUUAUAAUGCAGCAGAUGCUGAAGAGAAUGCUCAGACUGCAGAAAUUGAAAGACGCAUUGAACAAGAAACAAAGGCUGAAAGGCAUAUCCAGAAACUUCUACUACUAGGUGCUGGGGAGUCCGGGAAGUCCACAAUUUUUAAGCAGAUUAAACUUCUCUUCCAAACUGGCUUUGAUGAGGCAGAGCUAAAGAGUUAUACCUCAGUCAUUGAUGCCAAUGUUUAUCAGACUAUAAAAAUUUUGUAUGAUGGGUCGAAGGAAUUGGCUCAGAACGAAACAGAUUCCUUAAAGUAUGCUGUAUCCAGUGAAAAUAAGGAUCUUGGAGAAAAGCUAUCAGAAAUCGGAGGCAGGUUGGAUUAUCCACGUUUGACAAGAGAGCUUGCACAGGAUAUAGAAACUCUAUGGAAAGAUCCUGCCAUUCAGGAAACAUUUGCUCGUGGUAAUGAACUCCAACUUCCUGACUGUGCAAAUUAUUUCAUGGACAAUUUGCAAAGACUGUCUGACUUGAAUUACAUUCCAACAAAGGAAGAUGUUCUUUAUGCAAGAGUUCGCACAACUGGUGUUGUAGAGAUCCAAUUCAGCCCCGUAGGAGAGCAUAAGAAAAGUGGUGAAGUAUACAGACUCUUUGAUGUUGGAGGCCAAAGAAAUGAGAGAAGGAAGUGGAUCCAUCUAUUUGAAGGUGUCACAGCUGUAAUAUUUUGUGCUGCUAUUAGCGAGUAUGACCAAACACUCUUUGAGGAUGAACAAAAGAACCGCAUGACGGAGACUAAGGAGCUUUUUGAUUGGGUUCUGAAGCAACCAUGUUUUGAGAAAACAUCGUUCAUGCUGUUUCUGAACAAAUUUGAUAUUUUCGAAAAGAAGGUUCUAAAAGUGCCACUGAACGUAUGCGAAUGGUUCAAAGAUUACCAGCCAGUUUUGACAGGAAAACAGGAGAUUGAGCAUGCCUAUGAGUAUGUGAAAAAGAAGUUUGAGGAGUUAUAUUUCCAAAGCACAACUCCUGAUCGUGUGGACCGGGUCUUCAAGAUCUACAGAACCACUGCCCUUGAUCAGAAGCUUGUGAAAAAAACUUUCAAGCUAGUAGACGAGACACUCAGACGCAGAAAUCUCUUUGAGGCAGGCUUAUUGUGAACAGACAUGAAUUCUUUUGAAUUGGUCAGAUUUUAAAAAUUAAAGUUGGAUGAAAUACCCCAUUUGUUGACUGCUGGUAUAUCACAUUCCAUAGGGCACAAGUUUUGAAUUCCAUUUGUUUCUCACACAGAUGGACGACAAAAUUUUUUCCAUAUUAUUCCAUUGGCUGCUUAUAUGUAUUAAGAAAAAACCAACCUAGAAUUCUUUUUCUUGUCUGUCUUGUUUCAGAGCAGGCAUCAAAACUUACAAAAGUUGCUUAUAAUUUUUGUUCUAAUAUAGUUUGUUGUCUGUA
This is a messenger RNA of Mangifera indica (mango), 2161 nucleotides long. Its product is annotated as guanine nucleotide-binding protein alpha-1 subunit. The transcript is spliced from 14 exons. The record is from RefSeq and is a predicted model, not a curated record. Gene Ontology annotation, molecular function: guanyl nucleotide binding; G protein-coupled receptor binding; G-protein beta/gamma-subunit complex binding. Gene Ontology annotation, cellular component: heterotrimeric G-protein complex. The coding region runs from base 691 to 1869 and encodes 392 amino acids. Gene Ontology annotation, biological process: adenylate cyclase-modulating G protein-coupled receptor signaling pathway. Lineage: Eukaryota; Viridiplantae; Streptophyta; Magnoliopsida; Sapindales; Anacardiaceae.